ACGCAUGCUUGGAGCGCAUCUAACGAUUGGCUAAUUCGGGAAGCAGUCGCGCGACUCUUUCGUUCGUAUCGAAUUCGGUUUCGGUGUUUGAUUCGGUUUCGGUUUCGUUUUCGGUGUGGUUCGAUCGUUUGGUUGCAAUUGAAGCGCUUUUCUCGGCAAUUGCAUUCGGCUUUGUCGCUUUGAUUGAUGAACUCAACUGAACUAAGCCCAGUUGUCGACUCGGACUCGGUCAGUGCAGUCGACGAAGCGCGCGUUUCGUCCAUUUGAGUUCACUCAGAGGCUUUGCUCUUUAAACGUUGACAAUUCAAAUCUAAAACUCCAAUCAAAAUACCAACGAAAUAAAACCCGGUGUGUAAUCAAAUUUUUUGUGUGCUAUUCAAUUUGUUGUUAUUGCCAUCGCGUUGUGACGCUUUCGCUUUCGGUCACUGUGACCCUGCGUUUUAUAGCGGUCCCUGCAGGCGCUUUAUUCUAAUAACCCUCCAGUCAACAAGGGCCCAAAAACACAACGAACACAAGUCUAUAUAUAUAUAUAUAUCUUUAUAUAAUAUAUAUGUAUGUAUAUAAAUACGAAUAUAAAACAAGUUCAAUUCGCAUUUCAAAAUGUUUAUCGAGUUCGUCCCCAGUACGCAGCUCAGAGCCAGCGUCGUCGUGUGCUUCGCCUUCAUAAAUUAUACAAGCGCAUUUUUGUGAACGACUUGCAAAUAAAUAAGCAUUUACGCUUUUAUUAUUGUGCCGAAGUGUGUGCGGGUGUAUGUGUAUGUGUGUGUGUGUAAGUCGCGUUUGUUCUGCAGAAAUCGGUCCCAUGCGGCGCAGAGUUAACCAAACGCAAACCCAACCGAAAGCAACAGCAAGAAAGCUUCAGCCAGCACCAAGCAGCUGGCAGUGCUUAUAAGCCAUACCAUCGUCAUAUUUUGGUCUUGAUUUGUAUACGAUCUGUGAAUAUCAUCAUAAAAAAAAAACAAGAAAAAACAAAGACAUAUUUAACUGUAAGCUCACGCGAAAAUGCUGACGAUUUCGACUGACAACGCGGCGCAUACGCAACUCGCUUAAACUCCAAAGAGGUAACAAAUACGAACUGAGUAACAGAGUAACGGCUGCAAUAUGAACUGCCUGUGUCGACCCUCGCGGAUAAUGUCCGUGCGCAUUAAUUUGCUGGAUGAGACCGACUUCAUACACGAGAUCAAGGAUGAUUUGCCGGGCCAAGCGCUGCUGGAUGUCGUUUUUGCCAGGCUCAAUUUAAUCGAGACUUCAUACUUUGGCAUUCGCUAUAUAGACGAUGAGAAUCAAACGCACUGGCUGGAUCCAGCGUCACGCAUCUCUCGCCAGCUGAAGCCCAAAUCGGAUCCCUACGACUUGUACUUUGGUGUCAAGUUCUAUGCCGCCGAUCCAUGCAAACUGCUCGAAGAAAUAACGAGAUAUCAACUCUUCUUGCAAGUCAAACAGGAUGUGCUACAGGGACGUCUGCCCGUAGCCUUUGAACUGGCCGCCGAACUGGGCGCCUUUGUGGUGCAAUCCGAAUUGGGUGACUAUGAUCAGCGACGCCAUUCGAAGGGCUAUGUGUCGGAGUUUCGCCUGCUGCCCAACCAGAGCAGCGAGUUGGAAACCCGCGUCUCAGAACUGCAUCAACAGCUCAAGGGCAUGUCACCAUCCAGCGCCGAGCUGAACUAUUUGGACAAAGUCAAAUGGCAUGACAUGUAUGGCGUUGACUUGCAUCCCGUGCUGGGCGAGGACAGUGUGGAGUACUUUCUGGGCCUGACGCCUAGCGGGAUUGUGGUGCUGCGCAACAAGACGACGGUGGCUCAUUACUAUUGGCCGCGCAUUGCCAAAGUUUAUUAUAAAGGACGCUAUUUUAUGCUCAGGAUAAGCGAUAAAAAUAAUGAGCUAAGCACUUAUGGCUUCGAAACUCCACGCAAAUCGGCGUGCAAACAUUUGUGGAGAUGCUGCGUGGAGCAUCAUGCGUUCUUCAGACAGGUGCGCGUUGCACCUCUGCCCAAUUCCCAGUCACACGCUGCGGAUUUGUUUCAGCUGGGCUCCCGCUUCAGACACAGUCGCUCGGACAAGCAAAUGGAGAAGGAUGCACUUGCUGCCGGACGUGCGCCGCCCGCCUUUACGCGCGUACCCUCCAAGCGCCAGCCUCGGCGCGUGAUUGAUGACUUUUUCAACAGUAACGGCGGAGGUGGAGUCGGUGGUGGCGGCAUCGUCCACAUUGGCAACCGCCCCCUGCCAUCGCAGCCGCUGCCGCUUCAGAGCUUGGCCAACACCAGUGGCAAUGCCAACGCCAACAACUACGACAGUCCCUACCGCUCCACGUAUAGCAUACCCACCAGCUUGGGUGUGCGUCCCAGCCAUCAGCAGUCCUCGCAGCAGAACAACAACUCCAGCAGCUACAACAACAACGGCAGCAAUUUGCAGACACCUGACUCGCCGCGCAGCACGCGCAGCGCACCCUGGCCGAGAUCCCAGCAGCGCUCGCUCUUCGGCCACAAUCCGUCAAGUCCGCGCUCGGUGCGUUCGGUGAGCACCACGGGCGGCGGGUUGCAUCAUCACCACAGUCAUAGCCAUGGCCAUGGUACGAGUCAUCAUCAUCAUCAUCAGCAUCAGCAAUCUUCGUCGUCGUCGCAUCAUCAGCAGCGGCAGCAGCGUGCCAGCUCAUCAUCCGCCUCGCAUCAGCAGCAGCGCUAUCGCUCCAGCUCCGUGGAGAGUCAUUCAUCAAACGAUUCACGCUCUACACGCCGACACAAGCAUCGGCAUCGCCGCACCUCCGACAAUGAGAGCGAGUUGUCACGUGGUUCGGGUCGCUCGGGACGUUCGCAUCAUCGCAAGCAUCGACGCUCGCAUCGACAUCGACGCGACUCAGCUGGCGGCUCGGAUCAUGACAGCACCAGGGGACGAAGUUACUCAGGUCAUCGCAGCUCCUCCAUGCGCAGCGGUAGCGCCGAGUUGAUUGAUUCAACCACGCAGUGGCGCGAGGUGCAACGGCGACAGGCGGAAGCGAGUCUGGGCCAGAGCUCCGUGCAGCAGGCGUCCGUGUCCAAGAGCAGCAUGGUGGCUCGCAGUCUGCACAGCAACGACAGCCACUCGGACACACAUUCGCACCACAAGUCACGACGACAUCGCAAGAACAAAUCUCCGUCGGAGUCGCGCAGUCGCAUGUGGAACAGCGAGCUGGCCAAGCACUUGCAGUUCGAUCUGGUGGAUACCGCCGGCAUGUCGGAGCAGCAGUUGCGCGAGAUACCCUACACCGUGGUGGAGACGACUUCAAAGCGCUCCAACUCCAAUCUUAAGAUCCACAAGAGCAACAGCAAGAGCAGCGUGGGCGCUAAGAGCACCGGAUCGGGCAACACAAUCACGAACGGCAACGGUUCGACUGGCGCUGGGCAGGCGAAGAAUCGAGUGGAUCGCAUUAGAGGACUCUAUUACCAAAGCUCUCAUCCGCAUGAUAGCAAUGUCGGCGGCGUGGGCGGCAGCGGCGGCGCUCCCAAAAACGGUUCAAUACGCUCGGCGAGCACAAUCUCCUCACGCGAAUGCGAGCGCAACAACGGACAUGGCCUAGUGCGCAUGAUGUCUAGCAUGAGCAUGGGUGACUUUAUCUCGCCCACGGGCUCCAAUCUGAGCCCCUUGGAGAACUCAGCGCUACGCGUUUCUCAUGAGCACACGGACUCGGGACUAGGUGCUGAUCAGGACUAUGCCUACUCCUCAGAAAGGUCCAGCGACAGCACACGCUAUGGCACCAACAAAUCCUCUGGCGCCUCAAGUGGCAGUCACCGCAAGUCGAUUGGCAGCGCCGGUGGUGGUGGUGGCAACAACGGUGGCUACAACAGCCUCAUGCAACAGACUGUGAGUAAUCAACAGCAACAGCAGCGCUCACUUUUCGCACAGCAGCAACGCCAACAGAAGCCCAAUUACAAAUACGCUUCCUCCUCGUCUACUAACCCGAAUCACAAUCCAAACCCAAGCCUGGCACCGGUGCAUAACGCAUCUGCCUCAGCUACUAACUCAACGCCGCCGCCGCUGCAGCCAAGCUCUUCGGGCGGCAACAGCAGCAGCGCCGGCGCCGGCAAUCGUCUGCUAAGUUACACGACCUUUGAGAAUAAUCAGUACAAGUUCAGUUUGAACAAUGCGCUGGGCAAGGGAUCGGGCGGCGGUGGUGCCGGCGGCUGCGGCGGCGGCGUUGCCAGCUGCAGCAGCAGCAAUCUCACGGGUAACAUGGUGUCAGCUAGUGGUGGUGGUGGUGGUGCUUUCAGCAGGCAACGCAGUUUUGUCGAGUGGCCAAACAAUCCGGCUGCGCCAUACUAUUAUCAAGGUCCAUCAUCCAGUGCGGCGCAGGUCAAGCGGCGCGAUGCCAAAUCGGAUAUUGGCGUGCCCACGCGUCGUUUAUCCGGUCAAAGUCUGACAAAGACGCAGCUGCUCACUGGUGGUGCAGUGGGCGGCAGCUCUCAGCUGGCCAAUGCCAGCUGCUAUCCCAUGCACUAUGCCAGCAGUAGCGUCUCCAACGCUGGCUACAAUCGGGCCCUGGGCCAACGUGGAGCGGCCGGAGCCUCACACAUCGGUGGCUAUGGCCUGCAGCCGGCCAAAUCUGAUCUUUUCUUGUCCUACAUACAUGGCGGCGAGUACGAGCGCCCCUACAUCUACAACUACAAGAUGCCGCAGAUGCCGCCGGGCAUUGCAAGCAACAGCUCUAGCUCUGGCGCUGGCUCUGGCAUCGGUUCGGGCACCGGCUCUGGCUCCGGCACUGGCUCGCCCAAGCAGCUGGCCAGCGCGUAUCACAUUUCGGGCGCCCAGACAGCGGAUCCGCCGCCACCGCCGCCGCCUUUGUACGGUGGCUCGGCGCCCGCCAACGACGUCAUGUACUAUCAGUUUGACAAAGGCGCCGCCGUCAAGCCCGCACAGCAGCCGCCCAUAGUGCAGCAGCCGAAAGCGUCAGCGGCUGCCGCAGGUACUGGGGGCAGCAGUGGGCCAUUAGUGUAUCUGCAACAUGGACAGAAUAUCGCGCCAUCGAAUGUCACCUCGACGCAGCAAACUAGCGCAAUUCCAACGCCCGCCCACAACGACCCAGGCCCGAGCCUGCAGCAGCAGCAACACCAGCACGUUGCAGUAGCAGCUGCCACAGUUUGUGCUUCGGCGCCCCCGCCAACUGCUUUUUGCAAACUUUGGCUGCAACAGCAACAGCAGCAACAGCAACAGCAGCAGCAACAACAACAGCAGCAGCAGCAACAACUGUUCGAGCAGCAACAAGCAUGGCUAUAAGCAACUGCAAGAACAACAAUGGCCACAUCACGUGUAAGUGCAAAGUUAAAUGGAAACUAGAUGCGGGCGCUCGCACAAAAGUAUGCUAAGUUGCAACUGCAACCAGCAACCAACAUCAACAACACUGAACAACAUUUAAAAGCCGUUGGGCCAAAAGUUGUGCAGAACUUUCGUAUCGACAACAACGUUGCGGGCUUUGUCGUUGCAAAUUAAAUGUACAUUUUGCCAACAUGUAAAUAGAUAAUGUCUGUAACGAAUCUUUAGUGUGUAUGAGUUUAGUAUGACUGUGUCUGUGUGUCUGUGUACAAAGCGAAAGAUCAUAUGUAUGCUUAAAACUAAUUAACUAAGCAAAACACUUUAAAAUAUGCAUGGAAAAAAUAAAACAAACGAAACGAAACGAAAAUACGAAGAAUUUUGAAAUAGCUUACGAUGCGCAGCAAAUAAUCAAAAAGCCAAAAAAGCAAAUGUAACUCACAGAUAAGAGAGGGCACACAAAUAACGCAACCAACAACAACAAUAAGACUACCAACAACAUAAAAGCAAAAAUAAAUUGUGCGUUAAUGAUAAGCGGCGCGCAUUUCAGCGGCAUAAAAUUUAUUAAAAUAUGCGUGCCGCACAGACAGCAAAAGGAAGACGCCCAAAAGCAGGCAGCAAGAAAAAUAUAUUUGUGCUUACGAGUAUAUAUGUACAUGUGUAUGUGUAUGUAUGUUGAGGCUUAGCCACACACUCACACACACACACGCACAACAACAAAGACACUUGCGCUUCCUGGCCAAGGAAAUCGUUAGCGAUAAAUAUAAAAUUUUAUUGUUAUGCGUGCGUUGCUUUCGAAUGUGUGUGUGUGUGUGUGUGUGUGCGUGUGUGGGUGGCCUGCAAGUAAAUUAAAUAUGCUUUUUUAUUAACUACUAAGAACCAAUUUGAUACGCAUACAAAUAAUGCCGCACAAGUAGCAUGAAAAUUAUGUAAAAUUUAAUUUUACUUCAAUGGAGAAAUUUAAGAAGCAGCGGAAGCAAAAAAGCAAAGCCAAAUAAAUUUAUUAAGUAGCUCAUAAAUGUAAUUUUAA
This is a messenger RNA of Drosophila hydei, 6310 nucleotides long. RefSeq names its product band 4.1-like protein 4. The transcript has 17 exons. Bases 1102 to 5247 code for a protein of 1381 amino acids. The record is from RefSeq and is a predicted model, not a curated record. Gene Ontology annotation, cellular component: cytoskeleton. NCBI's taxonomy places the organism in Eukaryota, Metazoa, Arthropoda, Insecta, Diptera, Drosophilidae.